Molecule: messenger RNA, 564 nt
Organism: Fusarium sp. VM40
Lineage: Eukaryota; Fungi; Ascomycota; Sordariomycetes; Hypocreales; Nectriaceae
Source: the annotation of a GenBank genome assembly
AUGUCUGAGUCAAAACUCGAAGAGGCCGUAAAGCCUGUCGAGGAUGUUAAGGCAGAAGUGGAGGAGCUUCCUCCGUUAUCCGACCAUGACUUCAAGGCUUAUAACCGGAUGGCCGAACAUAUGAACUAUUUUCACGAGAAUUUCAGGAGGUCAUGGAAUCUUAUGUGGAAUGCCUGCGCAGAUAACCGCCGACCUCAGGGUAUGUCGCUCAAGCAGUUCAUCAUGCAAGGCCUGCAAUUCGCCGAACAUCUCACUGUACACCACAACAUCGAGGAGUCGUACAUCUUCCCCGUGCUGGCUAAGAAGAUGCCCGAGUUCCGUGGAGGACGCGCUGAGUUGCUGCGCCAGCACAGACAGAUCCACGCAGGCCUGGACCAUUUCGAGGAGUACCUCAAGAAGUGCAGGACUGGCGACGAGGAGUUCGAGUUGAGUGUGCUCAAGACCAAGAUGGAGCCUUGGGGCGAGGUGUUGUGGAAGCAUCUGGACCAAGAGGUUGAGACGCUGGGAGCGAACAAUAUGAGGAAAUAUUGGACCAAGGAAGAGAUUUCGAGGAUGCCCAUGUGA